CCCGUACUAAAAAUGGCCACUCGAUUCCCUUCUCUCGCGUAUCUCACGUGAUAUUGCGGAAGUGAUCCACCGUUGAUAGGAGUGAAUGGCAGCUCGCUCGGUGGCAGGGAUGUUUGAGCGAGAGCUGGAAGCCUUGGGUUUUGAGAAGACCGGUGACUUGAUUAAAAUAGUUCCACCUGAUCUCUUUGCUGAGCUGUGCCAGCAAAGUGUUCAGCACCUCCAAAGGCAGAGAUCCGGUGUAGACUGUCAUGCAAUUUUUCAGAGUUUUCAAGCAGUCGGUGUUCACAUAAGUGAGGAUGAACUUCGAAAAAUCAUUAGAGGAAUGACUGCGCUUUUCAGGCACCAUUCACAAAGGAGGCCCGAUUUUUCUAUUGUGUUGAGAACACUUAUUGGCAUGAAUACCACAAGGAGUUUCACAGCAGCAAAGUAUAAUGUGACUUGUGAGGAGCUGCUGAGCAUGUUAAUCAGCAAACUGCCAAAGCAGAUUCUGCAAGUCAUUCGACAUGUAUGGAAUGAAGAGGGGAAGCACUUGUGUGAGCUCCAAAAGAGUAGAGAUCUGCUACCAUCUGGAGAGCUGGUCGACUUCCACUGGAAAAUUGGAAUGGCUGUGAGUUCUGAUAGUUGUCGGUCUCUGAACCAUCCUUAUGUUACCGUAGAGUUAAAAGUGGCAGAUUAUUCUGGACAGAUUACAAGUAAAAUUUUGGAGUUGACCAUUCCAGAGUUUAAGAACUUCCACAAGCAAUUCAAAGAAAUGUCUGCUGUUCUUGAAACAGUGUGAACCUGACUGCAAAGCGGCAAAAAUGGGAGCCUGCCUGUUCUAUCCAGUUUGCCGUUGCUCUGCCUAAAGUGCCUGGAUCCUGAAGUGCUAAAUAUUCUCAUACUGGCAACUGUCGACCGUAAUGUGUGGAUCUAACCUCAAAAACUGCUUAUAAAAAAUGUGUUGGACAUUAAAAUCAGUCAACAAAAUCUAAAUUAGGUAUAAAAUAAUUGUGCUUAAAUGACAAUGUGGUUAGCGACUGAAGACUCCACUUAAGAGUCUCCAUAUGAAGAAGCGGCAAAUAUUAAUUAACUGUAUGAGUCUGUAUAUAAACAGAAGAAAAAUGGGCAAAAUGUUCUGAUUAUCGUACGAAACUCCAUGCAGACCAUAAUAUCUUCAGAUUGCAAAUAGGACCUCUGCCAUGUGACUUCUACAGGACCUUGACAGAUUAAAGAUGGAGUAUCCUGACUUUUUGCAUCCUUGUAUAAUAAAACUCGAGGUUUUUUUCCCACUAAAAAUUCGGAUUUUAUAGUUAAAAAAAAAAAUACUCGAAACUUUUGAGAUUUUAGCAUUCAGACUUUAAUAAAUAACCCCCCUUGAUGUGGACCUGUCACCUACACAUAUAAAGCUGUAUAAUGGAAGCCCUUUACAAAUUAAACAUGGAACCCAAAUUUUUUCAGUAAAACAGUCAUAUCUAGGGUCAUAACAGGUGUUUUAAAUAUCUGAACUGUCAAUCAAAUAUUAUCUGCCCCACCUCUAUGCCUGAGGCAGUAAUUACUUUCACUUUCCAUUCAGCAAUUCCUACAUGUCACUGCACCCCUUACAUUUCCCUUUCCCUCCUUAUGCUCUAUCUAUCAUAGUGUAGGGUACUGUGCGUACUGACAUGCUAAAUCAUCUAAUAAACAAAAGAACAUUUUUAAUGAA
Molecule: messenger RNA, 1681 nt
Organism: Xenopus laevis (African clawed frog)
Lineage: Eukaryota; Metazoa; Chordata; Amphibia; Anura; Pipidae
Gene: commd6.S
Product: COMM domain containing 6 S homeolog
Exons: 8
Coding region: 86-778 (230 amino acids)
Cellular component (GO): cytoplasm; nucleus
Molecular function (GO): NF-kappaB binding
Source: RefSeq, a predicted model, not a curated record